AUGCAUGCCUCUGUGUUUGACAGACGCGGUGCAUCUCUGAAGGGUGACGGGCAACAAGCUCUAAUAAUCGCGUAUCCAGACCAGAGGAAAGGGAGCAGGAAGGGGUCUUGUUGUAACACUUUGGGCUUUUGGACAAGUGCUGUGUAUUUCCAUGUGUCAGCACUGCUGUCACAGUUGACAUGGCUGCUUUCUUAUUUAGAUGCUGUCGAGGAGCCCGGGGAGGAAGAAGAAGCAAAACCAAAGCCAAAACCUUUCGUGCAAGCUUUGGUGCCUCCCAAAAUUCCUGAUGGAGAGAAAGUUGAUUUUGAUGAUAUUCAUCGCAAACGUAUGGAAAAGGACCUGACGGAGCUGCAGACGCUCAUUGAAGCACACUUCGAGAACAGAAAGAAAGAAGAAGAAGAACUAAUCAGCCUCACCCAACGAAUUGAGAACCGCAGGGCAGAACGAGCCGAGCAGCAGAGGAUUCGCACUGAGCGAGACAAAGAACGUCAAAACAAACUAGCAGAAGAAAAGGCACGAAAAGAGGAAGAGGAGGCAAAGAGGAAGGCUGAUGAUGAUGCGAAGAAGAAAAAAGUUCUUGCUAGCUUUCAGUAUAUGGGAUAUAUGCAGAGGACAGACAAAAGGGGUGGGCCAAAGAAGCAAACAGAGAGAGAGAAGAAAAGAGCGAUUCUUAGCGAACGCCGUAAGGAGCUAAACAUUGUAAACCUCAGUGAGGACAAGCUCAGAGAGGCCGCAAACGAACUCUGGAAGUGGAUCCGGCAACUAGAAGCAGAGAAAUUCGAACUGCAAUACAAAUAUGCAUGCCAGAAAUAUGAGAUUACUGUACUUAGAAAUCGAGUCACUGAUCACCAAAAGACUACCAAAGGCUCUAGGACUAAGAGGGGCCUGAGAAAAUAGAGCAUCUCCAGGAAGAUGAUGACAACAAGAACAACAACCUCCACCCUUAUUAAGAACAAAUGAAA
This is a messenger RNA of Myxocyprinus asiaticus (Chinese sucker), 962 nucleotides long. Its product is annotated as troponin T, cardiac muscle isoforms-like. The record is from RefSeq and is a predicted model, not a curated record. The transcript has 12 exons. Lineage: Eukaryota; Metazoa; Chordata; Actinopteri; Cypriniformes; Catostomidae. Gene Ontology annotation, molecular function: tropomyosin binding; troponin C binding; troponin I binding. Gene Ontology annotation, biological process: regulation of muscle contraction; sarcomere organization; cardiac muscle contraction. The coding region runs from base 1 to 897 and encodes 298 amino acids. Gene Ontology annotation, cellular component: troponin complex.